Messenger RNA from Podarcis muralis (Common wall lizard), 3449 nucleotides. It is a transcript of the gene CHDH, whose product is annotated as choline dehydrogenase. Gene Ontology annotation, cellular component: mitochondrial inner membrane. Gene Ontology annotation, molecular function: choline dehydrogenase activity; flavin adenine dinucleotide binding. The record is from RefSeq and is a predicted model, not a curated record. NCBI's taxonomy places the organism in Eukaryota, Metazoa, Chordata, Lepidosauria, Squamata, Lacertidae.
GAAGCGGCUAUAUUUAUAUCACCCCUGCCACGCUGAUAUAGAAGAAAAGCGGGGGGAGGGAGACGGAAGCGUCGAAAGAAACCAGAUGCGAUCUGGAAAAACCUGCACGGCAUGCUGAGAUGUUUUGUGCUGCGGGCUAACUGCAACUCAGGGACACAAGGGCGCCAUUCAUUCGGCGCGCUUUUGUCCCUCCCCCUCGCCGAGAGAGAGAGAGAGAGACGAGCGGGGAGGCCGGGCUCCUCUUCUUCCCACACGGAGCGAGUCCAAGGGGCACUUGGACCGAUUUCCCGAGUGCGGGACCGAAAGAGAGAGAAAUUUUUCAUUUGGACUUAGCAAGUCCCCGUUGCAAUCAGGCAGGCUGCGAAUGGCAUGCAAUAGAAAGGGGCGUGUUCCUGAAGGGGGGGCUGUGUGUGUGUGUGUGUGUGUGUGUAUACUGUAUAUAUAUUUGUAUAUAUUUUGUACAAGGGUCCAGCCGGCCAGCCCCCUUUAGGAACACGCCCCUUUCCAAUGCCUGCCUGCCUGCUCUUUGGACUUGCCAAGUGCCCGUCAGCCCCCCCGUCAAAAAAGUUGCGCGGCUGCGCAACGGAGAAGGAAAGGGUGCGCGGGGUGGCGGAUGAGUGAGGGAAGCUGCAGAGACAGCGGAGGCGCCGGUGCUUUCGGGGACGAGAGAACGAACUUCGGUUUGUGCCCGUAUGAUCCCAGUCAACAGCAGACUUGCUGGCUCCCUCAGCAGGUUCCUCGCAAGGUCCCGAACAGAUCAAGGAAGCACGACGCAGGCCUUCACAAGUGUGGGCCAGAUCCUUGAGAACUUUCCAGUUAAAGUAUUUGAACCUAUAUUGUGUAUACCAGAAGAUCCACGGAGGAAAACAUGUCUUAUUUACUCAAAGAAUUUCUAAAAUGUGGUUUUGCCUGCCAAAUGCAUAGAGUAGGAACAUUAUUAACUGGAAAACAUACGCUGAAAAAUUCCAAAGCCUUCAGUGGACAACAACUGAACACUUCACGAGCUUUAUCUCAAGUUAGUGCCAAGAAUGUGGACUCUUUCAGUUAUGUAAUUGUUGGAGCUGGAUCUGCAGGAUGUGUAUUGGCCAACCGAUUGACAGAAGAUCCUCACAGCACUGUUAAACUCCUGGAAGCCGGGCCAAAAGAUACCAUUUUGGAUAGCAAGCAAUUGCUGUGGAAGAUCCAUAUGCCCGCUGCACUAACCUACAACCUAUGUGAUGAGAAAUAUAACUGGUAUUACCACACAACACCGCAGAAGCACAUGGAUAAUCGAAUUAUGUAUUGGCCCAGAGGAAGAGUGUGGGGGGGAUCAUCAUCCCUCAAUGCUAUGGUGUAUAUUCGGGGCCACGCAGAGGAUUACAACAGGUGGAGCAAGGAAGGGGCUGUUGGAUGGGAUUAUGAGUUUUGUUUGCCCUAUUUUAAGAAAGCACAGACACAUGAGCUGGGUGCUGAUUUGUAUCGAGGUGGGAAUGGUCCACUUAAUGUGACCAGGGGAAAAACAAAAAACCCUCUUCACCGUGCAUUUUUGGAUGCAGCGCAACAAGCUGGGUAUCCCUUCACAGAGGAUAUGAAUGGCUUUCAACAAGAAGGCUUUGGUUGGAUGGAUAUGACAAUACACAAAGGUCAAAGAUGGAGCACAGCUAGUGCUUACCUUCGCCCUGCAUUGCCACGCCCAAACUUGUCUGCAGAAGACAGUACACUUGUUACAAAAAUUUUGUUUGAAGGGACCAAAGCCAUUGGCAUUGAGUAUGUUAAAAAUGGAGAAAAGAAAAAGGUUUUUGCUAGUAAAGAAGUUAUUUUAAGUGGAGGUGCCAUAAAUUCCCCACAGUUACUUAUGCUGUCUGGAGUUGGAAAUGCAGAUGACCUAAAAAAAUUAGGAAUUCCUGUUGUCUGCAACCUUUCAGGAGUUGGCCAGAAUCUUCAAGAUCAUUUAGAAGUGUAUGUACAACAGAAAUGCACUCAACCUGUAACAUUGUAUAAAGCACAAAAGCCUCUUCAGAUGGUCAAGAUUGGGCUUGAAUGGUUCUGGAAAUGUACAGGUGACGGAGCCACUGCUCAUCUAGAGUCUGGGGGAUUUAUCAGAAGUAGACCUGGAGUUUCUCAUCCAGAUAUUCAGUUCCACUUCCUCCCUUCUCAGGUGAUUGAUCAUGGACGUGUUGCUUCUCAACUGGAAGCUUACCAAGUUCAUGUUGGACCUAUGCGAAGUACAAGUAUAGGAUAUCUAAAGCUGAAAGGUACAGACCCAAGAGAGCAUCCUGUCCUUGAGCCCAACUAUUUGUCAACAGAAAUAGAUGUCUGGGAAUUUCGCCAGUGUGUGAAGCUAGCAAGAGAGAUAUUUGCUCAGGAAGCCUUUGAAAAAUUCCGUGGACCUGAAAUUCAACCAGGAAGCCAUGUUCAGUCUGAUGGAGAAAUAGAUGCCUUCAUAAGACAAAAGGCUGAUAGUGCCUACCAUCCUUCGUGCACUUGUAAAAUGGGACAGAGUUCUGAUCCCACUGCUGUGGUUGAUCCCCAGACCAAAGUUAUAGGGACAGAAAACCUGAGAGUUGUUGAUGCCUCAAUAAUGCCUAGUAUCGUAAGUGGAAAUUUAAAUGCCCCAACCAUCAUGGUAGCAGAGAAAGCUGCUGAUAUAAUCAAAGGACUACCAUCGCUUCAAGAGAAAAAUGUUCCUGUAUAUAAACCCAAAACUUUGGAAACUCAGCGAUGAAAUAGCUGUGACGUUCUUUGCAGAAUGUAUUCUAAUAAUAUUGAAAAUCAAUUUUCUAUUUCAGUCAAACAAAGAGAUUUGGUGUGUAAUGAAAAUUGUUCAGAAAAUAGCUGCACCCUCAAGUAAGAACAGGUAAAAAUAUCUAAGAAAUUGCUUGAUAACAGCAUGGCUGAUAUGCAUGGAUAUUUAUUACUUCAUGUAGUAGGAUCUUAUGAUGGAAUUGACUUAAGAUCUUGAUUAGUUAGGAUGUAGUUUGUGGGCUUACAGAAGAAUUUCCCUACACUAUAACAUGGAGGGAUGGUGUUGCUAUCAUUUCUUCAUGCAGUAAAAUCCCUACAAGUUUUCACAGGGCACACUCUAGCCAAGGCCAAAGGGGACAGAAGACUCUGGGUUUCCAGUAGGAUGAGGCUCUUGGGCUACUGCAGUCACAGGAUUUGACAUGAUAAUGAACUAGAGCUGGGGUUGUAAAUUUUUGGCAUAAAUCCAAAUUGCACCAUUUCAGAUUUCAUCAGAACCGCUGAAUAAAGAACCUCAUAGAAAUAAUAAUAAUUUUUUAUCGCUUGCUUGAAUGAAUUUAUAGGUCAAUCUUAAAUGUACCUUUUCUGUUAUUGACUAUAACAAAGGUUACCAUGAACAUAUUUUAAUUGUUUAUAGCUAUGGAUGUUUCACUGUGUCACUUGUUUUUAAUUAUCUGGCUUUCAGUGUAAUAUAUUUUCUAAUAGCAGCUUGCUGUUUUUUCACUUUC